Colossoma macropomum (tambaqui) is the source of this 5316-nucleotide messenger RNA. It is a transcript of the gene jak1, whose product is annotated as Janus kinase 1. Gene Ontology annotation, molecular function: cytokine receptor binding; ATP binding; non-membrane spanning protein tyrosine kinase activity. Gene Ontology annotation, cellular component: cytoskeleton; membrane; cytosol. The record is from RefSeq and is a predicted model, not a curated record. The transcript has 24 exons. Bases 282 to 3755 code for a protein of 1157 amino acids. Gene Ontology annotation, biological process: cell surface receptor signaling pathway via JAK-STAT; tyrosine phosphorylation of STAT protein; intracellular signal transduction. NCBI's taxonomy places the organism in Eukaryota, Metazoa, Chordata, Actinopteri, Characiformes, Serrasalmidae.
AUUUUCGGGAAUCUUUAGACGCUUGACAGGAAGGUUAGCUAUAGCUAGAUUAUGAACUUCGAGCCUGUAGCUAACGUUAUGUCUCUGUAAGGCGAGCUCGGAUAUGAAAACAUUCACAUUGGAAAACAUACAGACAUAUUAGGUAACUACAAACGCUGCUUUGGAGCGAAAUUAACAUCGUGUUGAUACAAAGUAAAGCGCUCGGAGGAGUUUUUUACUCCAAACGUCUGUGAUGAUCGAAAACCAACGGAAGUAACUCAGCUUGCCUUGCGAGUGUCUGGAUGCCAAAGCUAGGAGUCAUGGAGCUGGGCAGGCAACUGUGUGGGAAGAUGAAGAAGCAGAAGAAGGCUGAGCCGACAGUGCCCGCUGUCAUGAGAGGCCUGGAGAUUCACUUUUACCUGCCCGACACCAACCAGCUCGAGUAUUUUAAAGAUUGCCACACAGCUGAGGACCUUUGUGUAGAAGCUGCCAAGAGAUGUCGCAUUUCACCCCUGUGCCACAAUUUGUUUGCUCUGUAUGAAGAGAGUCAGAACCUCUGGUAUGCACCAAAUCAUGUUUUCAACAUCACUGAAGACACCAGUAUUAAGCUUCACUACCGCAUGAGGUUCUAUUUCACAAACUGGCAUGGCACGUCUGAAAGUGAGUCUCCAGUGUGGCGGCAUUCUUUGAGCAAACAGAAGGGGGGUUUAAGCCCUCUGAAAGGCCCCGACGGGACGCCCCUGCUGGACGCUGCCUCACUCGACUACCUGUUUGCCCAGGGCCAGUAUGACUUCCUGAGGGGGCUGGCACCAGUGCGUAGUCCCCAAAGUGAGGCAGAGCUGCAUGAGAUAGAGAAUGAGUGUCUGGGAAUGGCUGUCUUGGCCAUCACUCACCACGCCAAGAGCAACAACCUGCCCCUUUCUGGAGCCAGUGCUGAGACCAGCUACAAGCGCUUCAUCCCUGAGAGCCUCAACCGCACCAUCAAGCAGCGCAACUUCCUGACCCGCAUGCGCAUCAGCAAUGUUUUUAAGAACUUCCUCAAUGAGUUCAACAGCAAGACCAUCAAGGACAGCAACAUUACCCUGUACGACCUGAAGGUGAAAUACCUUUCCACCCUGGAGACUCUGACGUGGGGUCUGGGCCGAGAGGUGGUGGAGACCAGAAGCCUGCAUGUGUCCGGGGAGGGGGAGGGCUCACCAGCCCACACAUCCAGUAUGGGAGAGGAGGGAGUAAUCCAUGAGGUGCGGGUGUCUGGUACAAUUGGGAUAUCCUGGAGGAAGAAGCCUCAGCAGAAUGUCCUGGCGAUCAAAGAAAGAAGUAAAUCGCGGAAGAACAAGACAGACAGCAAACUGAAAAAUGACAAAAAGAAAGAUGCCAGCAGUGGAUGGAUACUCUUUUCAGAUUUUCAUGAAAUUACCCACAUUGUCACAAAAGAGUCCGGUGUCACCAUCUACAGACAAGACAACAAGACCAUGGAGCUGGAGUUGGCAUAUCGUGGAGAGGCUCUGGCCUUUGCUGCUCUGGUGGAUGGAUAUUUCAGAUUGACCGUAGAUGCCCAUCACUACCUCUGCACUGAGGUAGCUCCCUCUUCUGUAGUCCAGAAUCUGCAGAAUGGCUGCCACGGACCCAUCUGCACAGAGUAUGCAAUUCACAAACUCCGGCAAGAGGGCAAUGAAGAGGGCUCCUAUGUCCUGCGCUGGAGCUGUACAGACUAUGACUAUAUUAUCAUGACUGUUGUCUGCAUGGAGUUGGACCUGUGCGAGUCCAGAUCUGUCCCUCAAUACAAGAACUUCCAGAUCGAAGUAUGCACACAGGGCUACAGGCUGGUUGGGACGGAGACGUUCAGACCAAGUCUAAAGGAGUUGCUGGAUCACUUGCAGGGCCAGAGCCUGCGGACAGAGAACCUGCGCUUCCAGCUGCGCCGCUGCUGCCCACCGCAGCCCAGAGAGAUUUCCAACCUUUUGGUGAUGACCACAGACAGAGAGCCCGCCCCUCAGAAACAACCUCAAGUCAGCCAGCUAAGUUUCCACCGCAUCCUUAAAGAGGAGAUUGCCCAGGGGGAGCACUUGGGCCGGGGUACCAGGACCAACAUCUAUGCAGGUGUGCUGAAGAUGAAGAGCGAGGAUGAUGAUGAUUUUGGGGGCUCUUCUCAGGAGGUGAGGGUGGUGCUGAAAGUGCUGGGAUCUGGACACAGGGAUAUAUCUUUGGCCUUCUUUGAGACAGCCAGCAUGAUGCGGCAGGUCUCACACAAACACAUUGCCCUGCUGUAUGGAGUAUGUGUGCGUCACCAGGAAAAUAUCAUGGUGGAGGAGUUUGUGCAGUUUGGUCCGCUGGAUCUGUUCAUGCGCAGACAGACGACUCCUCUCAGCACUUCAUGGAAGUUCCAGGUGGCCAAACAGCUGGCAAGCGCCCUCAGUUAUCUGGAGGAUAAGAAGCUUGUACAUGGAUAUGUGUGUGCUAAGAACAUUCUCUUGGCUCGGGAUGGUUUGGAAAGCGAGAGUGGUCCCUUUAUCAAGCUGAGUGACCCUGGCAUCCCCAUCACCGUCCUCACCAGAGAGGAAUGUGUGGACCGGAUUCCAUGGAUUGCACCUGAGUGUGUGCAGGACACAGCUAACCUGAGCGUAGCAGCAGAUAAGUGGGGCUUUGGCACAACUCUGUGGGAGAUAUGCUAUAACGGAGAGAUCCCGCUCAAAGACAAGAAACUCACAGAGAAGGAGAGGUUUUAUGCAGCUCAGUGUCAGUUGGCCACACCGGAUUGUCAGGAGCUAGCCAAGCUCAUGACCCACUGCAUGACGUAUGAUCCUCAUCAGAGACCAUUCUUCAGAGCCAUCGUCCGAGACAUCGACAUGGUGGAAAAACAGAACCCCUCCAUUAAGCCUGUGCCCACUCUAGAAGUGGACCCCACAGUGUUUGAAAAGAGAUUCCUCAAGAAGAUCAGAGACCUGGGAGAGGGACAUUUCGGAAAGGUGGAGCUGUGUCGAUAUGACCCUCGUGGGGACCGGACAGGGGAGCUGGUGGCGGUGAAGUCCCUGAAACCGGAGAGCAGAGAGGAGCAGAGCAGUAACCUGUGGUGUGAAAUCGACAUCCUGAGAGAGCUUUACCAUGAGAAUAUUGUCAAAUACAAGGGCAUCUGCCAGGAGGAGGGUGGCAGAUCCAUCAAACUCAUCAUGGAGUAUUUGCCUGCAGGCAGCCUGAAGGAAUAUCUCCCCAGAAACAAAGCCCAGAUGGAUCUAAAGACAUUGCUCACCUAUGCUGUACAGAUCUGCCAGGGCAUGGAUUACUUGGGCUCUCGGAAUUACAUCCACCGAGACCUUGCUGCCAGGAAUGUUCUGGUGGAGAACGAGAACACAGUGAAGAUUGGAGACUUCGGCUUGACUAAAAGCAUUAAAGAUAACAAAGGUUACUAUACAGUAAAGGAUGACCUGGACAGCCCUGUUUUCUGGUACGCUCCAGAAUGCUUAGUCCACUGUAAGUUCUACAGGGCGUCGGACGUCUGGUCAUUUGGAGUCACCAUGUAUGAGCUCCUGACCUACUGUGAUGGCUCAUGCAGCCCCAUGUCGGUGUUCCUUAAGAUGAUUGGCCCGACCCAUGGCCAGAUGACUGUCACCCGAUUGGUCAGAGUUUUGGAGGAGGGAAAGAGGCUGCCCAGGCCAGAGGGCUGUCCAGAGAAGGUGUACACUUUAAUGAAGAAGUGCUGGGAGAGCACACCUGACAAAAGGAUAGACUUCAAAGGCCUGAUCACUGCCUUUCAGCAGAUGCUUGGCGACAGCCUGUAACCAUGGAAAUCCACUGUGCUGCAUACUCCACCUGCCUUACUAGAGACAAUGCGAGAGGUCGGCGCAAUGAACUUUUUAUAAAGAGAAAAGGAAAAAAGAAUUCAUGAAACAUUUUCCACCGCUUGGUUCAGCAGGAACGGUCACAUGAUGUCUUCUUAUAUUCUUGUAUUCAUCCACUGUAUUUCACCUUAUUACCACAUAGAGAGACCUCACUCCUGAUUCUGGUGAACAGACAGCCUGCAGCUGAAUAGCUGAGUGGUUAAAUAGUCACUGGACUGCACUGAAGGAGGCAGCAGAGAGUCUUCUUGCUCUCCAAGUAUGCAAAUGGAGAACUACCACUUCAUUCAUUAAAUGUUCAUUAAUCUGUUUCUCUUGUAAGCCUGAAUGUCCUCUGUAAACCUAAAAAGAUGGUGACUGCUCUUGAUGUGUUCUAAUACCAACUCAUUUUACCGCACAACUACUCAAAGAGAAAGUCUGUGGAGGCGUUUCUUUCAGUGAGCAGUUACAGAGCUAUCACAAGGACAUUAUUUGUUUCAGUGGUGUAAGUUUGGGUGAUUGGUCAUUUCAUCUGUAGUGUAAUGCAGCAGAUCAACUUCUGGAAAUGUGUUGCCACUCAGAAGAGUGUGACUUCACAGCUGAAAAAAGUGAAGCGUUAAACUGAGCUGAUUCAAAUGCCUCCAUCAUUUCCACAUGAAUAAAAUAUAUUACAUCAGCACAAAUAUUGCCAAAUGUACGUAACCUGAAAGACAAAAAUGUGUUGAUAAAUUUUAUUUGUGUGCAAAUUAUGCACAAACUUCAAUCAGCUAAAUUCAGUCCAUCUUUUUACUCGCUUAAAGGGGAUUUUUCAAAGUUUCUGCGCAGUUUAACAGUUGCGAUGUAAACAGUCAUUCAGAAUGGUUCAUUGUAGAGAAGUCGCUAAGUUUCUCCAGAACAGAGCAUUUCACAUCAAACUCUGAAUGACUUUGUUUACAUCUUAACUAUUUAAUUCCCCUUUAAGAAAAGACAUUUGCCAGAUGUACCAGGAGAUGAUGGAACCUUGAGCAGUUAUGUGAGUGAAUGGACGAUGUGUCUGCACCGAGAGUAUUGGGACAAGCUGUGUGUGUGUGUGUAUGUGUGAGAACACUGAUGGAAAGGGACACUGAGCUGACCAGGUGCCCCUUCACAGAACAGUCUGGAACACCGUGGACAACUGCAGAUGUACUGAAUUACAGACUUUAACGCCACUUUGAGGACAGAAUUCUGCCUCGCUCAUGACAUCGCUGUGCCCUCAACUUGUUUUAUUCCUCUUCCACCCAUUGACCAUGAAAGACUGAAAUGGACAUGUACUAUGGGAUGUGGAAGUGUGUGAUAUAGAUAUGCAAUGUGAGAGACAUUAAAUGCCUACAAUAGGCACUAGAGGACAGUAGAGAUUAUAAAAUGAAAGCUGUUAUAUCUAAUAAGACAUGUAUUCUUGCUCAAGUCUGGCAUAAACCUGAAAUACCAUUAGAAGUGUGGGAAUAGCUGAGCCUAAAUAUUUUAUCAUUUUUAUCUUCAGAAAUUAAAAGCAAUGUAUCACACUGGG